Messenger RNA from Symbiodinium necroappetens, 785 nucleotides. The record is from the annotation of a GenBank genome assembly. Lineage: Eukaryota; Dinophyceae; Suessiales; Symbiodiniaceae.
GUUCUCACGGAAACUGACCGUCUGCUCGUCCGCAACUCUGUCGCAGCGCUGUUUGCGCCCGAAGGAGCGUCUGCGAACGAGGAGAACUCGGUGGUCGAGGAAGGCUCCAUGUUUUUGGAGGAGUGGAUGAAGGACUACUGGACUGCGGAGAUCCAGGGCUUGAGCACCCCAGAAAUCUUGGAGCUCGCCUGUGGCCUCCGCGAGGCUGGUCUGGGCCCUGGCUGGCCCUUGAACGCAAUCCUUGCCGAGACCGAUCGGCGCCUGGAACCCCAGGGGAAGUUGCCGCCCCGGCAUGGAUUGAAGCUCCGUCAGAAGGGCGGCACGGGGGUAGGGAGGCAAGAUUCUGGAUACCUCAUGAACAUGUUGCUUGGCUUCAUCGACAAUUUCUCGCUUCCCGGCCCUACCUUCAGAUCUAUUGAAGCCAUGAAGAUGGCAGGUCCCGUGUUCAAUGCCAAAUGCCGCCUGUUCCGGCUGGACCCAUACCUAAGCAGUGCUCCCCACCUUUCAGAGUCUGCCUGCACCGGUGCGGCUCCGAGUUUCCCCGCGCUCACUGGGAUUCUAGUGCAAGUCUCUUUGCGGUUCAACCUGGAGCCAGAGACGAUGCACGAGGUGGAGGAGGUUCUCCGGUCCUUGCUGAGCAACCCGGAGGCGGUCAAGCCGCUGCCCACCGCAUACUUCGUUGCCGUGCUCUCCGCCAUCUGCAGCUUUCCCAUACCCAAGGAGCUCCCGCUGCGGCUCGUAAGCUCCUUCCUGGACCGCGAGCAGAUGGGCCAGCACACCGUCCA